CUGUUCUUUCCUAUACGAAGGCUAGAUCUUCCUUGCCAUUCAUUGUAUCAUUACGUUCACUCAUUGCUCUGUUCUUACCAUGAAUAUUCUACUCCUCUGUGCUGUGGUAGGCACUGCUUAUGCCCAGGCACUGCCACCAAACUCAUAUCGUGCCCCGAAUGGAGGUGUCACCAAUGGUUUCGGUAACGGAGCGCCAAGAAAUGGUUACAGUGCCCCUCCCAGCAACACCUAUGGAGUACCCAACGGCGGAUACGGAGUAGACCCUGAGAUUGCUGCUUUGGCUGAGAACAUUCCCGGGGGCGGCGUCCCCGGCGAGGACUACCCAAUCUUGGCUUCCGUGCCCGACACAGGCUUCUCGUGCGAUGCCCAGGCGGUGCAAGGUUAUUACGCCGACACUGCGCCUGAAGCCGGCUGCCAGGUGUUCCAUAUCUGCCAGGACCGUGCCCUCAGGCGCCAACAGGACUCGUUCCUGUGCCCCAACGGUACCAUCUUCAACCAGCAGUACCUGGUAUGUGACUGGUGGUUCAACGUGGACUGUUCUCAAGCUGAGAGCUUCUACUCCGUCAACGAACUCAUUGGAGUCGUUCCCGACACCGGUUACAGUUAUGGCCCAGGCAUUAACGGCAACGGUAGGAACGGAAAUGGUAACGGAAGGAACGGUCUGGGUGGCAAUGGAAACGGAUACGGCUCCUCCUUCUAAUUCCUAUGGUGCUCCUUAGUAAGCCGGUUCUGUCAUAGAUUCCAUAGCUCUCAGAAUCAAAAUGCUCGUAGCGUUCUUUAACUCAAUACUCAUCUUCUCCCAUUUAUCUUUUCCGUCCGGUUUUAGACCAUUUGCCAGUUUUCUUUCUCUUCUUUUCCUUUUCCAUCUCCUUUAUAAAAUCUUGCUGUGCUAUUCUUACUCGCCGGUAUAAAGUUAUUUGUUUUGUUUUGUAACAUUAAUCAAUAGUUAAACACAUCUCGUACUUACCUGUAAGUAAAUAUAUUUUG
Messenger RNA from Penaeus monodon (black tiger shrimp), 987 nucleotides. RefSeq names its product postacrosomal sheath WW domain-binding protein-like. Gene Ontology annotation, molecular function: chitin binding. NCBI's taxonomy places the organism in Eukaryota, Metazoa, Arthropoda, Malacostraca, Decapoda, Penaeidae. Gene Ontology annotation, cellular component: extracellular region. The transcript is spliced from 2 exons. The record is from RefSeq and is a predicted model, not a curated record. The coding region runs from base 80 to 700 and encodes 206 amino acids.